Messenger RNA from Elaeis guineensis (African oil palm), 5135 nucleotides. Its product is annotated as probable LRR receptor-like serine/threonine-protein kinase At1g67720. Gene Ontology annotation, biological process: protein phosphorylation. The record is from RefSeq and is a predicted model, not a curated record. NCBI's taxonomy places the organism in Eukaryota, Viridiplantae, Streptophyta, Magnoliopsida, Arecales, Arecaceae. Gene Ontology annotation, molecular function: protein kinase activity; ATP binding; protein binding.
AGAGCCAACAAGACUGGUUUAAUUGGAGCAGGCCCAUCAGCUGUUCUGCCAAGCUUAAAUACGUCUAUGUGAUGCUGUACACUACAGUAGGUGCUCAUUCUAAAUGGGUGCCAUCAUACCAGCAGCAGAACACCAGGUCCCAUCAGAAGUUCUUAUUGUAGAUGUUCAAACAACUCUGAUGAAGGAUAGGAGAUGUCGAAACCCGAAAAACAUAAGAUGACGCAGAGGCCACUCUUUGUGCUGCCUGAACUUUCCCCUGGAAUUUCCCAGUAAAUUUGCUUCCGUGCUGUUUCAACCUGGCUUUUGAGAAAUUGGCGGUAGAAACUUAAUGUGGUGAACUCCAAAUAAAAUAUGUUAGAAGAAGUGAGAGGGCUGCAAAAUUUACAUGAAGCUGAGUCGUCCUAGGCCUCGUGAGCGAAUAACGAAGGACGAUAAAUGGAUUUAUUAGUCUUUAAAGACAAUAAUUAGUGCACCAAGGGUCCCCGUCUUCUCCAAUAAUUGGAUUGUUGUAUUCAAAGGAGUGCACCAGUAGGGGUCCAACGAGGACUGCUUGGUUUUGGAGUUUGUUCGCAUGACAAAAUGUCGCCGUCUUAAAGGCGCUCACAAAAAGCCAUGCAUCUCAGAUGGUGGCCAAAGUUCUCUAGAUCCAUCAAAGUGCGAUCACCUUUUCAUGGUAGCAACAUCCAUUUACCAAACCCUUGAGAGACCUGAUUAUAAAGAUAAAUAAAUAUCUAAAUCGGAUUUAUAAGUAGAUGACUUUAUAUUAUGAAUGAAACUUAACCUCGAAGGAAGCUGUUCUCCUCAACCUCCCUCCUCCCUGGCCCACCUCAUGUUCUCUCUUGUUGUUCUUUGUGGUGGCAAACUGCCAGGAUAUUGUUCAUGAGAGGCAACCAUCUCAAAAGGGGCAUCAAUAUUCUGGGGCCAUCCGCCAGCCGUUGUUACUUUUCACUUUAUAGCUAUAUUGAAAUGUUCCAUCCAGCAAGGCCCAUCUCAUCUUUGCUGGAGGCGAGCCACUCCAAUAAAAUGUUAACCCAGAGGUUCCAUUGUUAAUAAAAUGUUCCCAGGCAUAAACUCCACAAUGCCUCAUCUGUCACACCCCUCUUCUCCUUUUUCUUGAGGUCAUAGAUUCGAGUUUAUUUGUUCAGACAAAGUGGCACUUUUUGACCCAAUUGGGUAGACCUAUUUUACUCUAAUUGAGUGGACAUAUUUUAUUAGGCUCAACCAUUCUUGUCGUCAAAAAUGAAUAAUUUCCAUCAGAAAAUCAUAUUGCAAUCUAGAAAUUUGUGUUUAUUCUGGAUCGGUCAACUUUGUGUGCCAAUUAAAUUGAUAGAGUUGCUGGAAUGGCUAAGAAGCAAUUAGAAUACAGGUGUCAUUAGGUGCAAGAUCUUAAAAUAGGCAAAUUGGCACGGAAUAAAAAGAACCAACCCUUCCAUCUGAAAAAAAGUGGACAACUUAUAAAUUGGACCCGAGUGUGACCCUAUCUAGCAUAAUGACUCCAAACUAUUAAAAAUUUAAAUAUCAAAAGGAAUCCCCAACCAUCACACUACUCCCUGUGCCCCUCGCGCUGUGAAACAAACGAGGAGGAGGUGCGGUGAGCUCACCAUGUCGGUGUCUGGACUCCGGAACAAGAUCGAAGCAGCUGGAAGGCCUGAGGCUGGAGCGAGACUCGGUCGGGGACGAUCUGAUCCGGUCACCGCCCCGUCAAAGAAGAUCCCGGGUCAUCGGUUUGAGGGCGCCACGUGCCCUUUUCUCUUUAUAAAGGGCAAAAGCGCCCUCUCACCGCAGGGAAUUGAACUCCUUCCCACUUCCGACUCUUUGCAGGCUUUAUCUUUUCACUCUAGUUUUUUUUUUUUUUCUACAAACACCACUGCGAAAAAAGGACGCCUCUGUGACUCCAAGCUCAUGAUCUGGGACUAAGUGAAGGAGCUUUGUCUCUCCAUCAAUGGCGAAUAUUCUCCUCUUCCUCUUUCUCCAUCUAGUUCUUUUCUCUGUUUCUAAUGCUCAGAUGCCAGGUUUUUUUAGUCUGGACUGUGGAGGUACACAGAAUCAUACAGAUGAUCUUGGUCUUGAGUGGACUGCAGACAAUCAGUUUAGUUUUGGUGAAACAGCUAACAUAUCAGUUCCAAAUGAGACCCGUAGACAAUUUACAACUGUACGUUACUUCCCCGCAGAUGGUAGAAAGUACUGUUACACAUUGGAUGUGAUAACCAGAACUCGAUAUCUUGUACGAGCAAGCUUCUUGUAUGGGAACUUUGAUAACAGUAAUGUUUAUCCGAAAUUUGACAUCUCAAUUGGGGCAACUCAUUGGUCAACCAUUGUUAUCUAUGAUGCAGACACCAUAAUAAGACAGGAGUUGGUUUUGUUGGCUUCUUCUCCUAAAAUUAGUGUAUGUCUAUCUAAUGCUACAACUGGACAGCCAUUUAUUUCUGCCCUCGAGCUUCGACAGUUCAAUAAUUCACUUUAUCAUACAGAUUAUGAAACUCAGUUCUUUAUGAGCCUCUCUGCAAGAACAAAUUUUGGUGCAGAGACUAAUGAGUCUGUCAGGUAUCCAGAUGAUCCAUUUGAUAGAAUAUGGGAAUCCGAUUCUUUGAGGAGGGCAAACUACCUUGUUGAUGUUGCCCCUGGAACCGAAAAAGUAUCAACAACAAUACCUGUAGAUGUUAACAUUGGUGAAAGACCACCUCAAAAGGUGAUGCAGACAGCUGUAGUGGGUCAAAAUGGAACCUUAACUUAUCGCCUAAACUUGGACGGUUUUCCAGGGUUUGGUUGGGCAUUCUCAUACUUUGCGGAGAUUGAGGAUUUUGGCUCAAAUGAAACAAGGAAAUUUAAGUUAGCUAUUCCGGGAAAUAAGGAUGUUAGUAAACCCACAGUCAAUGUUGAAGAAAAUGCUCCCGGGAAAUAUCGGUUGUAUGAACCAGGAUACUAUAACAUAUCCCUACCAUUCGUCUUCUCUUUUGCAUUUAUGAAAACAAAUGACUCAUCCAGGGGACCAAUCUUGAAUGCUUUGGAGAUAUACAAGUAUCUGCAGAUAAAUUAUGGCUCCCAAGAUGCACCUGUCGUGGCAGGUUUUACAUCACACUACCAGCUUGCAGUUUGGGCUCAAGAAGGUGGGGACCCAUGUCUACCAACUCCAUGGUCUUGGGUGAAAUGCAGUUCAGAUCCACAGCCAAGAAUAAUUUCAGUUUAUUUGUCAGGGAAGAAUUUGACAGGGAAUAUACCUUCAGAACUGAUGAAUCUUUCAGGCCUAGUUGAGCUAUGGCUUGACAGUAACAUGCUUACUGGUCCAAUACCCGAUUUUGGCGGAUGCUUAAAUCUGAAGACAAUUCACCUUGAGAACAAUCAAUUAACUGGUGAGCUGCCUUCAUCUUUGGUGGACCUACCGAACCUAAGGGAAUUGUAUGUGCAAAAUAAUAUGCUGUCUGGAACUGUGCCUCGUGGUCUUCUCAGCAAAAAUAUUGCUUUUAAUUUCUCAGGAAACAUGCAUCUUCGAGUGGAAAGGAACAAACUUAAUUACAUUAUAAUUGUUAUCUGCUCUGUGGUUGGAGCAUCUGUGAUUCUUGUAGCUGUAGUUGUCUACUUGCUAGUGUGCAAGAGAAGGAAGUUUUAUUCAGAGGAAGAUGAUCUUACCAGUGUCCUGCCACCUCAAAAACCACAUUCUCCUGCAAAUGAACUUGCCACAAAAACAGCCCACAAGUAUACGUUAUCUGAUAUUGAAGAAGCUACCAAGGACUUCUCCAAGAAAAUUGGUUCUGGAGGUUUUGGAACCGUAUAUUAUGGAAAGAUGAAAGAUGAAAAGGAAAUUGCAGUCAAAGUUCUUAGAAAUGAUUCUUACCAGGAGAAUCGACAAUUCUCGAACGAGGUCUCUCUGCUUUCAAGGAUACAUCACAGGAACCUAGUAGUAUUUCUUGGUUACUGCCAGCAAGAAGGAAAGAGCAUCCUUGUUUAUGAGUUUAUGCAUAAUGGAACUUUAAAAGAGCACCUUCAUGGAACCUUAACUCAGGAAAGGCAUAUUGGCUGGAUUAAGCGACUGGAGAUUGCCGAGGAUGCUGCAAAAGGGAUUGAGUACCUUCACACAGGCUGUUUUCCAGCUGUCAUCCAUAGGGAUCUGAAGACCAGCAACAUUCUUCUUGACAAGGACAUGAGAGCAAAGGUCUCAGAUUUUGGUCUCUCAAAACCUGCAGUGGAUGAAUCCCAUGUCUCGGGUGUCCAGGGAACUUUGGGGUAUUUAGACCCUGUGUACUGCACCUCUCAGCAAUUAACAGAGAAAAGUGACAUUUACAGUUUUGGUGUUAUUCUCCUCGAGCUGAUUUCAGGUCAAGUUCCAAUAUCUACCACAAAUUUUGGCGAAAACAUUUAUCAUAUAGGCCAAUGGGCAAAGUUUUAUUAUCAGAGUGGAGAAAUUGAGGCUAUCAUCGACCCUUCAUUGCAGAAUGAUUACAAUGAUAUUCAGUCUGUGUGGAAGAUUGCUGAAGUGGCAGUCAAGUGCAUUGACCCACAAACAGGAAAUAGGCCAUCGAUAUCAGAAGUGCUCAAGGAGAUCCAAGAGGCUAUUGCAAUAGAACGAGCUCCCAGGAUCACAAAGUCGGAUAUUUUCUUCGGUUCUCCCUUGAGUGUAGAUGCCACAAAUUUGUGUAGUUCUGGGCAAAGAGCUUCUGUUGAUUCCUUUAUCCAGCCUGAGCUCCGAUAGCUCCUCCAAACGCACUGCUCCCAAGUUAUUCUGAAUUUUCCUGAGUUGGAAACGACAGUUGUGCACAAUGAGAGAGCAGCAGAAACUAGUUAUCUUGGAUGAAAACUUGUUAUCUACCUUCUCAUGGUUCUUUUACUUGGGGAUAUGAUUAGAAAUUCAAAAAAUUUAAACCAAAUUUAGCAAGCAUGAAGAAAGAGCACGCAAAACCUUUUUCUUUUUCAUAAAAAAUCAAAUCACCAAUUACAUAAUCUUGGCCUUUAGUACUGCUGUAGAUGUGAUGAUUCUGCUUCAGUCAAAGCAAGCAUAUGAUGUUUGCCUUUUUCAUCAGUGAAUGUGGGUUUUGUCUUCAAUCCAGGUAUCAAAAAUCUAAUCUGAAAUUGUAAUGCCACUGUCCCUUAUGUCCUGUAAUUCUAAACUUGAUUUCAGAAAAUUCUUUUUCAUUUACCAA